Molecule: messenger RNA, 888 nt
Organism: Plasmodium falciparum 3D7
Lineage: Eukaryota; Apicomplexa; Aconoidasida; Haemosporida; Plasmodiidae
Product: rifin
Exons: 2
Coding region: 1-888 (295 amino acids)
Source: RefSeq, a predicted model, not a curated record
AUGAAACUGUACUACUUUAAAAUAUUAUUAUUUUCCCUUCUAUUAAAUAUAUUGGCACAUAAUAAAAAUAAAUCAUACAUAGCACCGCAUAUACCAACUACUACAACACGAGUGUUAAGCGAAUGUAACGUAUAUAUUCCCAAUUAUGAUAAUGAUCCGGAUAUGAAUUCUGUGAGGGAAAAUUUCCAUAAGAAAACAGAACAAAGAUUUCAUGAAUACGACAAACGUAUGAUCAAAAACAGACAGAAACGUAAAGAAGAACGUGACAAAAAUAUACAAGAAAUUAUUGAAAAAGAUAGAAUGGACAAAUCAUUAGCAGAAAAAGUGGAAAAAGGUUGUCUUAAGUGUGGGUGUGGGUUAGGAGGUGUUGCAGCAAGUAUUGGAAUAUUUGGAACAAUUGCUGUAAAUGAGUGGACAAAAGCUGCUACGGCUGCGGCAAUUGAUUUGGCUAUUCAGGAGGGUAUUGAUGCUGGUGUAAAGGUAGUAAUUGCAGAAAUAAAAGCAACUAAUGCUUUUAAAAGUAUAUGGUAUGUAGAAUUGUCAAGUUUCAUUAAUGGAUCAAAUUAUAAUACUGUCGAUGGUCUUUCUGCAGCAACUAAGGCUGCCUUGGAUUCAAUUGGAAAACGGUGCACAUCUAGUAUUGUGGAUAGAGCGUGCAACGGAAUAUUAAACAAUAGUGAUGGGUGGUUUAGUUCAAUUGCGGAAGCCGGUAAACAAGCUGCUACUGCCGCAACUGAAAGUGCUAAAACAACUAAACUUGUUGAUGUAACAACUACAAGUACACAUUUGUACAGUGCAAUUGGUUAUUCAGUUCUUGCCAUAUUUAUUAUAUUAUUGGUUAUGGUAAUUAUUUAUUUAAUUUUACGUUAUCGAAGAAAAAAAAAAUGA